Molecule: messenger RNA, 1767 nt
Organism: Engraulis encrasicolus (European anchovy)
Lineage: Eukaryota; Metazoa; Chordata; Actinopteri; Clupeiformes; Engraulidae
Product: C-type mannose receptor 2-like
Exons: 9
Coding region: 1-1767 (588 amino acids)
Source: RefSeq, a predicted model, not a curated record
AUGGGGAUUUUCCUCCUGCUGAUGCUCCUGUUCCCAGCCCCGGGAAACACGCGUGCCCUGUCGCACAGUCGGACCAUUCUGCUCACAUCCGACCGCUCGUAUAGUUUCCAUGUGGUGAAGGAGGGGAAGACCUGGGCAGCAGCUCAGCAGUACUGCAGAGAGGAGUUCACUGACCUGGCCACCAUAGACAACAUGGCACAGAUAGAUGAGAUCAAGAGAGAGAUGCAGGAUGCAGGUGUUGGGGCGGGGUGGAGGGGUUGGAUUGGACUGAAGCAGGGAAGGAGCUGGCAGUGGUCUCUGGCCGACACAAAUUUCUAUGAAGGGAAUGAGGCUGAGUUCAGGAACUGGAAUGAUGGCGAACCAAACGGCUGGUCAAUGGGGCAGGAAUGUGUGGGCACUGAGAAGGAGGGCGGGGGACAGUGGCAUGACCUUCGGUGCCCUGCAACCUUGCCCUUCAUUUGCUACAAUGGGGCAGACUCCUCACUUGUGCUGAUUAACGAAGCUAAGAACUGGACAGAAGCUCAGAAAUACUGCAGAGAGAAACACACAGACCUGGCCAGUGUGAGGAACCAGACAGAGAACGACCAAAUCAGAUAUCUAAUUAGUGGACUACGAGGUGUCCAUGUCUGGAUUGGCCUGUUCAGAGAUGCCUGGGAGUGGUCAGAUGGCAGCAGCUCCUCCUUUCGCCAUUGGGAACGUGGAGAGCCCAACUAUGGUGGCGACAAUCCACAAGGGUUCUGUGUUGAAAUGAAAUCUCGCUCUGGUCAGUGGAAUGAUCACAGCUGUGACCAACAGAAAGGCUUUAUCUGCUAUGAGGACAAGCUGGUCCUGGUUCGUGAGAACAAGACCUGGAUGGAUGCUAUGCAGUACUGCAGACAGCACCAUGUGGACCUGGUGUCUGUGACCUCUGAGAAGAUCCAGCGCUGGGUGGAGGGGUGGGCCAAAGCAGCCACAUCUCCCCACGUGUGGCUGGGCCUGAGCUACCACCGCAGCCUUGGCUUUUGGUCCUGGGUCAACGGAUACUCUGUCAGCUACGACAACUUUGCCUCCAAUGCAGACAGAAUGCCGGGCUGGGACACAGCAGGGGGGGCAGUCAGAAGAGACGGGGGCCAGUGGGUUAGCUUUCAAGAGACCAAGCAACUCAACUUCAUCUGCACCGAUGAGGAUCUCAACCCUCUUGCUACAGUGCAAGUGGUCUCUCCUCAGAGUCCCUUCUAUGCUGGAGAUGUCGUCACCCUCAGGUGUGACAUAACAGACUACAGAGACUGGCUUCAGUAUGUCUGGCUAAAGGACAGCACCCCAGUUCCUGAUCAGACCAGUCUGACCAUCAACAUCACACUCCCCCUAGAGGCUGAUCUCCCCAAUGCUACAGUGGAGGUGGUGUCCCCUCCUCCUCCCUUCUACUCUGGAGAUGUAGUCACCCUCAGGUGUGACAUACCAGAGUACUCAGACUGGCAUCAGCAUGGCUGGCUAAAGGACGGCACCCCAAUUCCUGGUAUGACCAGUGAGACCAUCACCAUCACCCUCCCCCAAGAUGCAGCUGUAGUGAAAAGGACUCAACUGGUGAGGGUGGAGAUGGAGGUAUCUGAUGAUAUGGACAUGGAAGAUCCUGACCUGCAGAAAGCCUUCCUUCAGCAGAUUGGGGCCAGGCUGAAGGCCAAGGGGGUUCGAGGAGAUGUGAAGCUGUCCUGGAGGAAGCAGCCAGAUGGAAAGGUGUUCCACAAGAAGAAGAACGACAAGAAGAAGGAGAAGAGAGAUGAGCUCUAA